This is a messenger RNA of Chara braunii, 3976 nucleotides long. The record is from the annotation of a GenBank genome assembly. NCBI's taxonomy places the organism in Eukaryota, Viridiplantae, Streptophyta, Charophyceae, Charales, Characeae.
UGACCAUAUGUUGCGGCUUCCAGCAGUGCACCCUCUAGUCGCCAACUCGAGGAACGCGUUGACCACUUAGUGGCAAUGCUGGGCGACAUCAGCACCUUCGCGGCGCCAACCACCAUCAGCAGCCAACUGGACACGUUGAAGACUGAGAUCCAGCAACUGCAGUCGACGAACACGGAUGGCAACAAUCCAAAGCAAUACAAGAUGCCAACCUUUCAACUGGAGAAGUUCGACGACUACACGCAUCAGGACCCGGUGCUUUGGUGGGAAGCUUUCACGACGCAACUGCGGAUUCUGCCUGUCGCCAAGCACGCGUACAUCGGCGCCCUGUUCAUGAACUCGAAGGGCGGAUGCCAAAUCUGGUUAACUCACAUGGCAGCCACCCACGACGUCGACGUCGCAGAUCUGAAGGACAAGAUCACAUGGGAAGAGUUGACACGGCUGUGGAAGAAGCGGUUCAUCGUCGACGACGCACCAGCACUAGCCAUCAACCGUCUCUUCACCAUGUCUCAGGGCAACACAACAACACGUGACUGGCUCACGGAAUGGCAGAAGAUCGCGGCAGUGCCCGAUCUGGACUUACCAUUCACGCAUCUACGCCGUGAGUUAUACAACAGGUCAUGUGUUGCACUGAGCCAAAUACUUGGUGAUCGCGAGCAAUACACCACCUUCGCUGAGAUCAUUGAUAAGGCAAGGGAGAUCAUCAAGACCAACAGGUCAGCUGCACACGAGAAGUCAACGUGGCAGCCAACCUAUGUGGAGAAGGUGAGAACUGGUCCGCGACAGCGGCAGUUCGCUGCAGUCCAAUCGGACAACACUGUGGAAGACCCGGCAGCCACCCAAGCGUCACGUGAGGCGACUCCACCUCCCACUCCGCCAGAUUCGGCCGCCUUGCUAGCGGCCUCCUACACAUCAAGGGAGGAUGCGAAUGUCGCAAGUCCUCGGUACACUUACGAGGAUUAUGCUGUCCACUUGGUCCCACCGCUGGACCAACCGCUCCACGUGCAACACUGUACCGCAUGCACGGUUUCAUCACCAUCGGCAACCGAUUCGGCAGCUUCGCCGUCAUCUACCAUCGGGGAUUCAACGUCAUGGUCAAGACUUGAAGAGCUCGACCCGUUGACUUUUAAGGACUUCCAAUGGAUGCCCCAGCCCCGGUCCGGUCGAUUGCCGAAACCGCAUUGCAAUGUGCUCAAAGCACAAUUGCGGGAUUACUUGCACACUUCAGUACCGACUCCAUUGAUGGACACCGGAGUAGAGGUUGUCGACCUUCACGCCUACAUUGCGAAGAUCGACCGUGAGUUAAAGACGCAACGGUACGACGACAUCGACGCAUCAUUGCUAUAUGUACGCAUUCAGAUCGGAGAGGCGACUUGCAACGCUUUGAUCGAUUGCGGAGCAUCUCGCAACUACAUGAAUCAGGACUUCAUGACGAUCAGAAACGUCGGCCCUCUCCCACGCAUCGACGAUCUUCUCGAGCGAUUGGGCGGCGCCAAGUUCUUCUCCAAGCUUGAUCUCAAGUCGGGAUAUCACCAACUCGAGAUCCGACAGGAGGAUCGCUACAAGACCGCGUUUAAGACGCGAUAUGGACAUUUCGAAUGGCUGGUUAUGCCAUUUGGCCUUAUGAAUGCCCCGACCACUUUCCAAGCGGCUAUGACAAUGGAGUUUCGACACAUGCUGGAUCGAUACGUACUUAUCUACCUCGACGACAUCCUGGUGUACAGCUGGAGUUUGGGGGAGCAUGUGGAACACUUGCGCACCGUUUUGGAGCGGCUACGACAAGCCAAGUACAAAGCCAACCGCGACAAGUGCGAAUUCGCGCGACAGGAGCUGGAGUACUUGGGACAUUAUGUGACGCCGCAAGGCAUCCGUCCGCUUGCGGACAAGAUCGAAGCCCUACGAGUAUGGCCCGAGCCCACCAACACCACGGACGUUCGUUCAUUCAUGGGGUUGGCAGGCUACUAUCAGCGAUUCAUCACCGGAUACUCCAGGAUUGUUGCACCUAUGACGAGGUUACAGUCGCCAAAGGUGCCAUUCGUAUUUGAUGACGACGCACGCUGGUCAUUCCAAGCACUCAAGACGGCCAUGCUCAUGGCACCCGUCCUUAGCAUCUAUGACCCCGUCCUGCCUAUGAGAGUGACUACGAACGCUUCCGGCUAUGGCACUGGGGCAGUCUUGGAACAACACGACGGCGAUGACUGGCACCCUGUGGAGUAUUUCAGCCACAAAGUGCCUCCCAUCAACUCGCUUGAUGAUGCAAGGAAGAAGGAGCUGCUCGCAUUCGUCAUGACUCUCAAGCGAUGGCGGCACUUCCUCCUUGGGCGUCGUAGGUUCACAUGGGUUACAAACAACAAUCCAUUGACCUACUACAAGACACAGGAUACGCGACACUUCAUCCGGGCAUAUGAGUCUGAUCCGGACUUCGCCAUACUGUACGCACAACUAUCUUCGGAUCACCCGCCGGCCAGCCAUUAUCGCAUUGCCGACGGAUACUUGCUCCUCCACUCGAGAGGCAAGGACUUAUUGUGUGUCCCACGAGACUGUCGUCUUCGGACUCGCCUUCUCGAGGAGUACCAUGACUCGCGACUCGCCGGCCAUUUCGGAGUCAACCGCACUAUUGCACGGCUUCGACGACGAUUCCGAUGGCCUGACCUCAUUACCGAUGUCACUCGGUAUUGCGACUCUUACGAAGUUUGCCGACGCAGCAAACCCCGCAACCGCAAUCCCUAUGGCGAGUUACGCCCGAUGCCUAUCCCACGGGAACCCGGUCUCUCCAUUGCCAUGGACGUCACCGGUCCGUUCCCUCGCAACCGGCUCGGGCACGGCGGCAUCCUCACGGUUGUGGACCGAUUGAGUAAGUACGCGCGUUUUCUUCCUUGCAAGUACUACUCCAUGGCUCCCGAGCUGGCGUGCCUCCUGCACACUGGUUGGAUUUGUAGCCACGGUGUACCAGAAGAUAUAGUCAGCGACCGCGACACUCGCUUCAUGUCGGCAUUUUGGACUGCUCUCAUGCAGGAGUCCGGCACAAAGAUGAAACCAGGUUCGGCUCUGCAUCCACAGACGGACGGGCAAACGGAGCGGGCACAUCAAACCGCUCAAGUGAUGCUUCGUACGCUCAUCCGUCCGGACCAGAAAGAUUGGGCUGACCGCCUCCCCGACAUCGAGUUCGCCUACAACACUUCGGUGCAUCCGGCGAUCGGCAUGACUCCAUUCGAGUUGCACCACGGUGGACGGAAAGGCCGGAUCUUCGCCGACCUUCUCCUCCCUCAACCAGCCGACAUUGACGCUGCUUGCUCUCCCGCUUCCAUCCGGAAGUAUAGGGAAUUGCUGACUCAAGCCCGCACGAACAUGCAAAAGGCUCAAGUCCGCAUGCAGCAGCAAGCCAACAGGCGUCGCGUACCAUGUCUCAUCCGCAUUGGUGAUCUGGUUUGGGUCUCCGCGGAAGAGUUUGCACUGGAACAGGAUGUUUCACGCAAACUGCUUCCUAAGUGGUUUGGACCAUGGUCUGUGACAUCAGCUGCAGGCGAUGAGCCCGAUGGCCCUUCAUUUGUGAUCAACAUUCCCGAGCAUCUGACGGUCCAUCCAGUCUUUCACGCCUCGAAGCCGGUAACAUACACGCCAGCUAAGAGCGACGACUUUUCGGGCCGACGAUCGCAGGACCCUCCAUCUAUGGAUGGUCAUCAGGAGGUUGACCGCGUCAUCUCGGAUCGCAAGUACGGCAGCAAGCCGCGACAGUACAAAGUUACAUUCAAAGCAUGCGAUCCCGAUGACACUCGGUGGAUUUCAGGAGCAGAUUUGAAAGCAUCCGCACCGCUGAUCUACGCUCACUACGGGCGACAAAGGUUAGCUAAGGGACCUCCACGACCUGCCCCUCCCACCCGGACUGUGGUCCCUCCCUCAGACAGACAGCUUCGCCCUCGCAGGUAAGCUCGGUCUUUCAAGGAGGGGGGGGUGUGGCAUACUGCGUAGCCACACGGGC